AUGAGGGAAGCUACCAAGAUCGUCCAGGACAACUUUGGUCUAAUGUAUGGAUCUCAAGCUCUAAAAAUCAGCAGCGCAAGCGCAAGCUUCUCAUUUGCUUACCUCAAGAAUCCAAGAUUGAACGGCCAUACAUCCGUCGCCGUCCCCGCUACGUUGUUGGCCACCCCAGCCAAGCACCCAGAGCCUGAGGAGAGCAAGAGUUUAUCAGUCCAUGCCGGCGUCCGUCCAGCACGUGAUGUCGGACCAGAUCAUGUGCACCAACGCCCCGGCGGCGGCCAGCCCUCCUCAGCCCACGAGAUGUGGGUUGUUUCAUUGCCCCUAGCGCUUCUGCAGGAGCCCAUCCGGCCAAUUCCACCAAGCCCGAAUCUCAAUGAGUUGUCAAGCAUCCGGACCCGCAAGGUGUUGGAGGAGGAGCUUGGGCUGAGCGCAAGGGAGGCCGAGGCCGUGAACCAGCGCACCAGCACUUUGACAACAACAGCGGCAACGCAGUCCUGCACGAACUCGCCUACCCAUCCGCAGCCUCUCUGUCUCACCACCCCCCAAUCCCCCUUGCCCAACGACUCACCGGCCCCAGUAUCCGCUCUCGUCGUCCCUGCAAACAGUCCCGCCAUCAUCCAUUUCCCCGCCCCCUCCUCCGUUCAUCCCACGUCGCCCCCAGGCAAAGACAACCCUUCCCCACAUUGCAAGCGGCACAAUGUGAAUGUCGACAACCUUUACAUCAUGCGCGUCCUCGGAUAG
Molecule: messenger RNA, 738 nt
Organism: Puccinia triticina
Lineage: Eukaryota; Fungi; Basidiomycota; Pucciniomycetes; Pucciniales; Pucciniaceae
Exons: 2
Coding region: 1-738 (245 amino acids)
Source: RefSeq, a predicted model, not a curated record